Molecule: messenger RNA, 5244 nt
Organism: Megalobrama amblycephala (Wuchang bream)
Lineage: Eukaryota; Metazoa; Chordata; Actinopteri; Cypriniformes; Xenocyprididae
Product: NACHT, LRR and PYD domains-containing protein 12-like
Exons: 10
Coding region: 1892-5068 (1058 amino acids)
Molecular function (GO): protein binding
Source: RefSeq, a predicted model, not a curated record
ACCCCUUGUGAUGACAGCAUUUGUGAUUUAAAAAUGUUGAAAUCUUAAAAUUAUUAUCAUUAUUAUUAUUAUUAUUAUUAUUGAGUCCUUAAAAUUACCUUUAAACAAAAUGGUGUGGCCAAUAUUGUUAGAAGUGUCAAACUUCCUCUUUCAGAAGGGAAGCUGAAGGCCCAUCAGCCACUUCCUCUUCUUCUCUCUGCUGUCAUGUCUUGUCGAACAGACUUAAAUCUAUUUGCUCCCAAUUGUCAAAAAGGCUGUUCCAGAAGCUGCCUGGUCUGAAAUGUGAACCCUUAAGAGAACCGCAUAAUUCAAAUUAAACUUACAACUCUUAUAAUUAAUAAAAUUCCUUUUUUUUUCUUUUUUUUAUAAUUAAAGUCCCUUAAUUCCUAAAUUCUCAUCUGGGUAACAACACAACAGCAGUUCCUCAUCCUAUUAAUGAGCUUAGUUCUUUUUGCCAGCAGCAGCAGAUCCGUCAUUUGCAAAAUGCAGAAAACUGCAUGUAAACUACUCUUCUUAAUAUAGAGUGCAGUGUAUAAUAAAAUAGUAAAGAGUUCUUUGUCUUUUCUCUUUUACUAGAAACUAAAAUUACUGUAGAUUUCUGUUAUGUGCCUGUUCAAAUCAACAUUUCUAUUUAACUUGGUCACCCAAUGUCAUUCUUAUUAAACACAUUUCACAAAAAUUAUCUUUUAUCUUUAUCUUAAAUUAUUUUUAUCUUUAAAUCUCCCAGGGAUAUUUAGUACAAAUUUCAGACAUCUUUAAUUAACAUAAUAUUGUAUUUUAUAAAUUAUAAUAAUAUAAACUAUAAUAAUUUGAUGGCAUUCGCUUAACAUUGUACUUUGUAUUCAUUUAUCUAUUUAACUCUUGAAACUCCCGCAUUUCAUUUAAAACAUAGAUUUUAACCUAUAAGAGCAAAGACAUAAAUCAAAUCUCAUAAAAAUCUAAUCAGCCAAAUUAUCGAAAUGUUGCACAUAUCUUAGUUGGUAUCUGACUCAUGAUUCACCAUGAAUUUGAUAUACAAUGCUUUUAAGAUCGGCAGCGCCCUCAAUCUAACAGAGCAGAGACAGAACAGAGCAGGAAUAAAUUUGUUUCAGAACUUCACUGGAUCAAAGUGAACUUGACCUGCAAUAAUUUGCUUAUGACUCUGUUCUGUCCAUCCUGCCCAAAUUGAUUUAUAGAAGCAAUUUUAAAAAUUGUAAUCUAUCAGUUUAUGUUUUAGUGCCUUGCAAGGACUUCACAAUACCAGUUCUCUUAAAUCAUUGGAAAUUCAUUCAAUCGUGGACCAAAAACACCCUAAGGAUUUAAAUAGAAUUAUUAAAUUCUCAUCAGGCAGGUAAUGUUUACUUAAAAGUAAUUUCUUACUUACCAGAGAAAUCCAGAAUGAAGCUGUUACAUUACUUCAUGUACCAUCAUUUUCAGUUCAUUAAUGGUUGAAAAAAUAAUCAUAAUUUUCUAUCCAAUCUAUCCAAUCUGGGAUUUCACAACAUGCAAACUCCAUCAUGUCUCCAUAAGUGUUUCUAUUUUAAACUAUGCACAAAAGUAAGUUAAUAAACAUAAUAAACAAAUGUUUUAAUUAAUAUGUAAAAAAAAAAAGAAAAAAAAAAAGUUUUUGUGAGGGUUAUGUUUAGGGGUAGAGGAUAGGAAAUAUUUGCUCAGUAUAAAAAUAAAGUCAAUGGAAAGACUCAAUGAAGAUACACUAACAAAUAUAUGUUUGUUUGUUCAAGUAGAUAUUAUUCAUAUUAUUCUCUCAUAGGAUUAUGAAAAAAAGAAACGCCCACAAUUUUUCAUGAGAACACGGAAGUAAAGAGAUCAGUGCUUUUGUUGAGUAAGGUGCCGAGUCAGAGGAUAAAGAACCAUUUACAAAUAUUGUCACUAUUCAAGUCCAUGAAGGAAGAUGGCAACUGUUUUAGAGCUGCUUCAAGAUAUUCUAGAAGACCUGGAACAAGACAAUUUAAAGAAAUUUAGGAGUCGCUUAAAACAAGAUGGACCCAUUGGAGCUGGUAAACUGGAGAAUGCUGAUGCCACUGACAUAGUGGAUAUAAUGAUGGAGCGUUUUGGAGCUGAAGAAGCUGUGAAGAUCACAUUGAACAUUCUGAGAAAGAUGAACCAGAACCAGCUGGCUGAAGAGUUACAGAACAAGUACACUGAAGUGCAAAAAUCAUUAGAAGCAGCUGAGAAACACACAAGAAAACAAGCAGAUGAUUUCUGGCUGCAGGAAUUCUUGAAAGCUCUCAAAAUGAACAUGAAGGAGAAAGUAGAACACAUUUUUGAGUGUAAAAAGGAAAAUGAAGCUCAUCUCAAGGAUGUUUUCACUGAACUCUUGAUUACGGAGGGGGAUCUUAAAGAAGUCAAUCAAGAACACGAGAUUCUGCAGAUUGAUAAAGCCUUUAAACCUUGUAAAUCACAGAACAGGCCAAUCAAAUGCAAUGAUGUAUUUAGUCUGAAGAAAAAUAAGAAAAAGAUUGUCCUCACCAAAGGUAUCGCUGGCAUUGGAAAAACUGUCUCAGUGCACAAGUUCAUUCUGGAUUGGGCAGAAGGAAAAGCCAAUCAGGACAUAGACUGUGUUUUCCUGCUUCCAUUCCGAAAGAUUAACUGCAUUAAAGACAGAGAGAUCAGUCUGCAUGAGUUUCUACAGAGAUUUAAUCCUGAACUGAAGGACCUGGAAACAUCAAAGAUAUGUAAGAUAUUUAGUUGUAAGCUUGCAUUUAUCUUUGAUGGACUGGAUGAGAGUCGACUGACUUUGGAUUUUGACAGUGGAAUGGUGACAGGUGUUGAGGAGCGAUCAUCUGUAGAUGAACUGUUUACAAGUCUGGUGAAUGGGACUCUGCUUCCAUCAGCUCUCGUCUGGGUGACAUCACGACCAGCAGCAGCCAAUCAGAUCCCUCCUGAGUAUGUAGGGUUGUUCACAGAGGUGCGAGGAUUCACUGAUCAGCAGAAGGAGGAGUAUUUCAGAAAAAGAAUCAAAGAUGAGACUCAGGCCUCCAGAAUGAUCUCACACAUUAAGAAAUCUCGUAGUCUGUACAUCAUGUGUUACAUUCCCGUGUUCUGUUGGAUCACAGCCACUGUUCUUCAGGACAUUCCCAUUGAGAACAAUGCAGAGAACAUCAAUACGACACUCACUGAAAUGUACAUCCACUUCCUGCUGAUACAGAUGAACAUGAAGAGCCAGAAGUGUGACAGAAAAACAGAAAGAGAACGUGCCAAGCUCUUAGAUUCUAAUAAAACAAUGAUUUUGAAGUUAGCGAAGCUAGCGUUUGAACAACUGAAGAAGGAAAACAUUGUGUUCUAUGAGGAAGAUCUGAAAGCAUGUGGUAUUGAUGUGAGCGAAGACUUUGAGUCCACAGGAAUGCUGACUGAGAUCUUUCAGCAAGAAGCUGGACUCCAUGAGAUGAAGGUCUUCUGCUUUGUGCAUCUGAGUGUUCAAGAGUUCCUCGCUGCAGUGCAUGUGUUCCUCUGCUACCUGAACAAAAACAUGGAUGAGCUGCAGUUUUUCACUGAUGAGAUACAAAACGAGGUCAAGCAUGACCACAUUGACAAGCCAGACAAAAAUAUUGCUUUACAUGAUUUACUAAAGAAGGCUGUUGAGAAAGCAAUGCAAAGUCAGAAAGGACAUUUAGAUUUAUUUUUAAGGUUUCUGCUGGGCAUUUCUCUGGAAUCCAAUCAAAAACUGCUCAGAGGCCUGUUCUCUCACACUGAAGACAGCAAAGACAGUGUCACAGAAAUAACUAUAGACAUUACAGAACAAUUACAAAACCAGCGCAUCUCACCUGAAACUUCAGUCAACCUGUUCUACUGCUUACAGGAGCUCAAUGACAAUUCAUUAUAUACUGUAAUCCAAAGAUACAUUAGAUCAUCCCCAGAAAGGCUUCUCUCAUCUUCCAUGUGCUCAUUGAUGGCUCAUGUACUGAUAAUGUCAGAGGAGGUGCUGGAUGAGCUCAACCUGAUGAUAUACUAUACUAAUUCCGGAGACUACAGGAAUCUCCUGCCAGCUGUGAGAUGCUGCAGGAAAGCAAAACUCACCUCAUGUUCUCUCGAGCACACCAGCUGUGAAACUGUGGCUUUGGCCCUGCAGAUACCAAACUCACCACUGAUAGAGCUGGACAUGAGUGACAAUUACCUGCAUGAUUCAGGAGUGAUGCUGCUCUGUGAUGGACUGAAGAGCCCAAACUGUCAGCUAAAGAAAUUGAGAUUGGCAAGCUGUUUUCUCACUGGUCAGUGCUGUGAAAUUGUGGCAUUAGUUCUACAAUCAUCAAACUCCUGUCUGAUAGAGCUGGACAUGAGUCUCAAUAAGCUGCAAGAUUCAGGAGUGAAGCUGCUCUCUGAUGGACUAAAGAGCCCAAACUGUCAGCUGAAGAUCCUGAGAUUAUCAGAGUGUAAUCUCACUGGCCAGUGCUGUGAAAUUGUGGCAUCAGUUCUACAAUCAUCAAACUCCCGUCUGAUAGAGCUGGACAUGGGUCACAAUGACCUGCAUGAUUCAGGAGUGAAGCUGCUCUCUGAUGGACUGAAGAGCCCAAACUGUCAGCUGGAGAUACUUAGGUUAUGGUGGUGUAAGGUGACAGAUGAAGGCUGUGGUUAUCUGGCUUCAGCUCUGCGUUCAAACCCCUCACACCUGAGAGAGCUGAAUCUGAGCUUAAAUAAUCUGGGUGAAUCAGGAGUCAAGAUGCUCUCUGAUCUACUGAAUUAUCCAAACUGUACACUGAACAAACUUGAAUUGACACACUGUAAACUCACUGGUCAGUGCUGUGAAAUCGUGGCAUCAGUACUAGAAUCAGCAAACUCCUGUCUGAUAGAGAUGGACUUGAGUCACAAUUACCUGCAGGAUUCAGGAGUUAAGCUGCUCUCUGAUGGACUGAAGAGCCCUAACUGUCAGCUGAAGAUACUGAGAUUAUGUUUCUGUAAGGUGACAGAUGAAGGCUGUGGUUAUCUGGCUUCAGCUCUGCAUUCAAACCCCUCACACCUGAGAGAGCUGGAUCUGAGAGGCAAUCACCUGGGAGAAUCAGGAGCCAAGAAGCUCUAUGAUCUACUGAAUGAUCCAAACUGCACAUUGAACAAAUUGGAUACAAAGCAGUAAGACCCAUCUCAUCCUGUGAAUGUUUGUAUUUCAGCCUUACAAUCUUCAAUUGUACAGUGGAGUGAAAUGUUGAAAGGGUCUGUAGUAGAGCUGCAUGGAGGAAAAAGAUUGCUUAUUUACUUUGUUAUAUCAAUGUUUAUGAGUAGGCCUUCUUAAAAAGAUAGUUCACCCAAAAA